UCCGUCACAGACAAUAUAGUAGGGGAAUCUCUAUACGCCUACAUUGUAAAUUGGAGUUUUUCUAUAGUUCGAACAAUUCAUCAUCAACAUAAACUAAUAAAUGGCUCAAACUAGUCGGUCAUCAAUAUUUGUCUUAGUUCCUCUCCUGCUUGCCUUCGUGGUGCUGUUGAUUCCUAGAUCAACAUCAGCCCAACAUCUUUGGGGAUAUCAUUGUCCAAAUACCACCAUGUUUGCCAACAACAGCCAAUACGAAACCAAUCUCAAUGCUGUCUUCCAUUCUCUCUCCUCCAACGCCACCAACCCCAGCGGUUAUGCCCAAGCAGUUGCUAGAAACGGUUCAAAUGAAGCUGUCUAUGGCCACUUCCUCUGCCGUUUAGAUCAGCCCGCUGCCUCGUGCCGCGACUGUUUGGUUACCGCCACCACCAAUGAUCUACCCCGGAUUAGAUGUCCCAACAGGAAGGUGGCAAUAAUAUGGUAUGAUGAGUGUAUGGUAAGAUACUCUAACGAGUCGUUUUUCAGGAGAAUGGAUGCAGACCCAUGGUUCCCCUUAACGAACGAGAAGAACAUAACAGGAAAUAUUACACAAUUUAUGGAUGCCGUUGGCAAUAUGAUGAAUGAUUUGAGGGUCCGAACAUCAAACGGCGGUCCUCAAAAAAAGUACGCUGCCGACGCUUCAAAAUAUUCGAGCUUGGUGACGCAGUAUGGGUUGGCGCAGUGUACUCCGGAUAUAAGUGCUUCUCAAUGUAAUAAAUGCUUGAGUAUUGCAAUCGGAAUGCUCGCCACUAGUAUUGGUGCGAGGGCUGUCAUGCCCAGUUGUAACGUAAGAUAUGAGAUCGACCCCUUCUUUGAAGGUGCUACUGAUAUUUCAUUGCCACCGUCAUCUUCAUUACCAUCGCCGCCGCCGAUGAGUUCCCCCGAUGGAAAGAAGAAAGUGUCAACAAAGGGGAUACUUGCCAUUGUCGUUCCUCUAGCUGCUACGUCAUUGUUUAUGCUGUGCAUAUGGAUUUGUUACCGUAAGCGAAAAUCUAAGUCCAAAUUUGAACCUAUUGAAAAUGGUGAAGAACUGAUAACAGUUGAGUCUUUACAAUAUGGGCUUAGUACGUUGCAAGUUGCGACGAAUAAUUUUUCGGAUGAGAAUAAAUUAGGUGAAGGGGGAUUUGGAAGUGUUUAUAAGGGUAUUCUUUCAACUGGACAAAACAUAGCUGUAAAAAGGCUCUCUUUAAGCUCUAGCCAAGGGAUUCAACAAUUCAAGAAUGAGGUUAUGCUGGUAGCCAAGCUUCAACACCGAAAUUUGGUCAGAGUAUCGGGAUUUUGCUUAGCAGGAGAAGAAAAGUUGCUUGUGUAUGAAUAUGUUUUCAACAAAAGCCUUGAUUAUUUCCUUUUCGAUAAACAAAAACAAGGACAAUUGAACUGGGAAAGGCGCUACAAUGUCAUAUUAGGGGUUGCUCGAGGAAUGCUUUAUCUCCAUCAUGAUUCUCGUUUGACAAUCGUACACCGUGAUCUUAAAGCUAGCAAUGUGUUACUUGACGUGGAUAUGAACCCUAAAAUUUCAGAUUUUGGGUUAGCGAGAAUAUUUGAAAUGGAUCAAACUGAAGCAAAUACAAACAGGGUUGUAGGGACUUAUGGGUACAUGUCUCCAGAAUAUGCAAUGCACGGAAAGUUUUCUCCAAAAUCUGAUGUAUACAGCUUUGGAGUUCUAGUCUUUGAGACUAUUAGUGGCAAGAGGAUUAAUAGUUUCUACGAAUCAUGCUAUGCCGAGGACCUUCUCAGCUAUGCAUGGAAGCAAUGGAUAGCUGGGACACCCUUGGAGUUUGUGGAUGCAACAAUAAGAGGUUCGUGCUCGCUUGAUGAAGUCGUAAGAUGCAUGAACCUUGGUUUUUUAUGUGUUCAAGAGUCCGUAGACGACAGGCCUACAAUGGCAACAAUAGUCCUCAUGCUAGAAGGUCAGUCUCUCACAUUGACGGCACCUAAAGAACCUACUUUGUGCGGGAAGAGCUCAAUCUUUUCUAAGCACGUGGAAUCAGAUCAAUCAAACAACAAGUCAAUUCUUGGGUCUGUAAAUGAUGUUUCUAUCACCGAGAUGGAACCCAGAUAACAUCAUGGGUGCAUAGAGCAAAUUAGUAUUAAUAUACGAUUGUUAUGUCAUUUAGAUUGAUGCUCCGAAAAACUUAUUCUAUGGCCCCAUGCAUACACUAAUUCGUUUAAUUAUGCAGCAAAUAUUUAAUAACAAUAAAGUUUCAUCAUGAUUGAAAUCUAGUUAUAAAUCAA
Molecule: messenger RNA, 2268 nt
Organism: Beta vulgaris subsp. vulgaris (sugar beet)
Lineage: Eukaryota; Viridiplantae; Streptophyta; Magnoliopsida; Caryophyllales; Amaranthaceae
Product: cysteine-rich receptor-like protein kinase 10
Exons: 7
Coding region: 101-2095 (664 amino acids)
Biological process (GO): protein phosphorylation
Molecular function (GO): ATP binding; protein kinase activity
Source: RefSeq, a predicted model, not a curated record